Messenger RNA from Epinephelus lanceolatus (giant grouper), 2398 nucleotides. RefSeq names its product tubulin, gamma 1 (gene tubg1). Lineage: Eukaryota; Metazoa; Chordata; Actinopteri; Perciformes; Serranidae. The record is from RefSeq and is a predicted model, not a curated record. Gene Ontology annotation, molecular function: GTP binding. Gene Ontology annotation, biological process: microtubule nucleation; cytoplasmic microtubule organization. Gene Ontology annotation, cellular component: gamma-tubulin complex; microtubule.
AUGCCGCGGGAAAUCAUAACGCUCCAGCUCGGACAAUGUGGAAAUCAAAUUGGUUUUGAGUUUUGGAAGCAGCUGUGUGCAGAGCAUGGCAUCAGUCCAGAGGGGAUUGUUGAGGAGUUUGCAACUGAAGGGACUGACAGAAAGGACGUGUUCUUCUAUCAGGCUGAUGAUGAGCACUACAUCCCCCGCGCAGUUCUCCUAGAUUUGGAGCCGAGGGUGAUCCACUCCAUCCUCAACUCGCCUUAUGCCAACCUGUACAACCCAGAGAACAUCUACCUGUCUGAGCACGGUGGAGGUGCUGGGAACAACUGGGCUAGUGGAUAUUCACAGGGCAAAAAAAUCCAGGAAGACAUCUUUGACAUCAUUGACCGGGAGGCAGAUGGCAGCGACAGUCUGGAGGGGUUUGUCCUGUGUCAUUCCAUUGCUGGGGGGACGGGCUCGGGGCUGGGAUCCUAUCUGCUGGAAAAACUCAAUGACAGGUACCCAAAGAAGCUGGUGCAGACUUACUCUGUUUUCCCAAACCAGGAUGAGAUGAGUGACGUGGUCGUUCAGCCGUACAACUCGCUGCUCACACUGAAGAGGCUCACCCAGAAUGCAGACUGCGUGGUGGUAUUGGAUAACACGGCCCUAAAUCGCAUCGCCACUGACAGGCUGCAUAUCCAGAACCCGUCGUUCUCCCAGAUCAAUCAGCUGGUUUCUACCAUCAUGUCUGCAAGCACAACGACCUUGCGUUACCCAGGCUACAUGAACAACGACCUUAUUGGCCUGAUUGCAUCCCUCAUUCCCACACCCCGCCUCCACUUCCUUAUGACCGGGUACACACCACUUACUACUGACCAGUCGGUUGCUAGUGUGAGGAAAACCACAGUGCUGGAUGUGAUGAGGAGGCUUCUGCAACCCAAGAACGUGAUGGUGUCUACAGGAAGAGAGAGGCAGCCAAGCCACUGCUACAUCGCCAUCCUUAACAUCAUCCAGGGAGAGGUCGACCCCACACAGGUGCAUAAAAGCCUCCAAAGGAUCCGGGAGCGUAAACUUGCCAGCUUCAUUCCCUGGGGUCCCGCCAGCAUUCAGGUGGCUCUGUCCAGGAAGUCACCAUACCUGCCCUCGGCCCACAGAGUCAGCGGCCUGAUGAUGGCCAACCACACAAGCAUCUCCUCUCUGUUUGAGCGGACGUGCCGGCAGUACGACAAACUGCGUAAGCGUGAAGCCUUCCUGGAGCAGUUCCGCAAAGAGGACAUAUUCAAGGACAACUUUGAUGAGCUGGACAACUCUCGCGAAGUGGUUCAGCAGCUGGUGGAUGAGUACAGUGCAGCCACGCGGCCUGACUACAUUUCCUGGGGCACGCAAGAACAGUGAACUGACUUUUUGUCUUGAAUCUCAACUACAGCCCAGUCAGCAUACAUGCUUAGCUGGUUUAUUCUCAUUGACCUUACGUCCCUUCUUCACUUUCAAUUUUCUCCCACAUAUAGAUGUCCCAAAACAGACAGGCAUUUGGCUAUAGCUGCUUCUCUGAAAAAAAUAUUUAUUGGCUUGUUAUAGCAUUAUGUAGUAUAGUAUGCGUGUGUCUAGAAUCUCGAGGGAUGAGUGUUAACAGCCACUGUUAUUAUCAUAACCAAAUUGUAAAAUGGACUGGACUGUAUCACAUCCUGGAGUGAUGUUUAAAUAGUUUAAAUAAAACAGUCCUUACCUGUAACUCCAGUGAGGGAAAAAGUUAAAGUUCUUUUUUUGCAAGUCUUGUGCAGAAAGCAUUUUGUACAAAACACUCUAUAAAUGUUAAUAGUUGUUUUUUUUUUCCUUUUGCUAAACUCAGCUUUCCUGCCUUGUAGCCUAUUUUUUCCAGCAAUGUCAGACAACCCGUUGCCUUGUUUUGGUCUAUUUUUAUACCGAGUAAAGUACUUAAGUUUUGUGCUGUUGAUUUACAGUGAAACAUCCAUCGCCUACAAUAUGAUUGCCUUGAAUAAGGAGAGUAAGAUUGACAGAAUGUGUUGUAUGGAGGGUUAAUGCAGGUUCUUUCAUCCAAGACAUUUCUGUCAUGGUGCGUUGUACCGUCUGCUGCUGAUACACAUUGCUCAUUUGUUACCACUGUACAUGACCAACAGGAAUGUCAAGUUUAAGUUGGGCUUGAGCCAAAAAUUAUGUUAAAACACCUGCUAUAUAAAUGGUGUAGACAUUUUAACAUUAUUUGCCACCUACAUUAGAGAAAGUAACAGUUUGCACAGAUUAACAUGGUGUACAAGGAUGGAUUUCAUUUGAACAGUUCAUUUCUAUACCUGUAAAUAUACUUUGAAGAAUAUCUGGUUCACUGGCACUCUCUGUAUCGUCUGAAAUGAAUAUACUGUUUGAUGUUGCUUUGCUUGUUGGACCUGUUUGAAAUGAUGAAUAAACACAUUUUCUAUUA